AUGAAUUUUUCUCCAAAAAAUGCUAAAUUUGAGCAUUCUAAAUGCUGGUGUAUCCAGGAACCGUCAAAAGAAGGAAAAAGUUUAAGUCAAGCUAAUUUAUUUAUGAAUAUAGAAACAAAUACUGUUUUUCCUGUAACUGGUGAAAGGAGAAAACGAAGUCAAUCUGUUUUUGCUAAUUCCACCAUUUCAACAUCCUCUACUGGAAUGCCGUUAGACUCAGAUACUCUUAAAAAAUUAGAAAUUUUUUUUGAUACUAAAGAAUCAUCUAAUGAUGAAAAUAAAGUGUUUUUAAGGAAAUCUACUCAACCAAAAUUUGCUAUAACUGGUGACUUGAAUCCUCACCAAAUAUAUCUUGUUAAACGGGCAUGGGUAAAAACAUUAAAUAAUUAUAAUGAAGAUGAACUUGAAAUUUGUAGUCAAUUGUUUAUUAAAAUUUUUCAAUUAGAUCAAAAACAAAUGAAUUACUUUGAACUUGGAAAAGUACCUUUAGAAGAUUUGCGUCAUAACCAAAUUUUCUUAGAUCAUGUCAAGUUAUUUCAACCAAAUUUGUCAAAUGUAAUGAAAUAUUUGAGUAGGGCAACUUUAAUGAGCAAGUAUCUUCAACAGAUGGGUGGAAAAAUAAUGAGAUAUACAAAAGUUUCAUAUAAAGGUUCAUUUUGGAAACUUUUUGAACAAGGAAUUAUUGAUGUAAUUGGAGGAUAUCAUGCUGGAGAUGAAACAAUUCAAGCUCUUUCUAUAUUAGCAAGUUUUUUUACAGAACAAAUGCGAAUUGGUUAUAAAAUUGAAUUUAAAUUACAAGAAGCUGCUUUAAAGAUUGUUCUUCAACAAGAAAAGAAAAAAAGUAAAUUUAAAAAAUAA
Messenger RNA from Strongyloides ratti, 858 nucleotides. Its product is annotated as Globin-like domain and Globin, structural domain-containing protein. NCBI's taxonomy places the organism in Eukaryota, Metazoa, Nematoda, Chromadorea, Rhabditida, Strongyloididae. The record is from RefSeq and is a predicted model, not a curated record. The coding region runs from base 1 to 858 and encodes 285 amino acids. The transcript has 4 exons. Gene Ontology annotation, molecular function: heme binding; oxygen binding.